UGCAACUUGGGGCUGACCUAUGGCGGACCGAUGGGACAGGGAGGGUUUGGGCUGAGCAGCCCGGCCCCAUCGGGCAGGUUUUUGGGGCCAGCCGUGAACAGCUGCUCUUCUGCCUACCGACCCCAGCCGCCGCCGCCGCCGCCCGUGCCCGCACCCUCUUCGGCCGGCCCUCCCGGGAACCCCAGCUACUCGGUGUCAGCCGGCGAGAUCUAUCCAAGCGCCGGGGACCUGUACCCCAGCGCGCCCGGCGGAGAAGGCUGCUACUCGGCCGCGGUCCAGCACGUGUUCCCGCGGGGGCCCCUCUACCCAGUGCCCGGCUAUCAGGUCUCCGGGAAGAUCCAGGUGGUCCUCAACAACUACCCUCUCUGGGCCAAGUUCCACAAGCACCAGACGGAAAUGAUCAUCACCAAACAGGGCAGGUGAUAUUUUGAGGAGGGCAAGGAAAUUUGAAGAAAUGAAACUACUUGGUAAAGGAU
Messenger RNA from Elgaria multicarinata webbii, 476 nucleotides. Its product is annotated as T-box transcription factor TBX21-like. NCBI's taxonomy places the organism in Eukaryota, Metazoa, Chordata, Lepidosauria, Squamata, Anguidae. The record is from RefSeq and is a predicted model, not a curated record. The transcript has 2 exons. Gene Ontology annotation, biological process: lymphocyte migration; cell fate specification; regulation of transcription by RNA polymerase II. Gene Ontology annotation, molecular function: DNA-binding transcription factor activity, RNA polymerase II-specific; RNA polymerase II cis-regulatory region sequence-specific DNA binding. Gene Ontology annotation, cellular component: nucleus. Bases 31 to 423 code for a protein of 130 amino acids.